GACUCCCGUGUUGGCAGAUCCAAUAAAAGCACCAAGCCGACACUUUUCUCUCUCUUCUCGUCUCUCAUUCUGUCAUUUUCUCUUGACUCCUACACUUCACUCGCCCAUCUUUUCACUUCUUUCUUUGAGUCUUUCCCUUUUUUUCUCGCUCACCAAACACUCUCUCUCUACAAAGAAAGCUGAGCUGGUUGUGGUUAUUGCGGUUUCCUCACACUCUCACUCCACCACUCUCCUCGCUGGUGAGAGAUCACACAUCAUGUUCAUUUUCCUUCCAACUCUUGAUGUCUGAACUCUGAAACCUUCAAAACUCAUCAUUCUUAUUUCACCCCUUUAUGUUACAAACCAUUGCUGUUCAGUUAUUUUUCUCCUUUUCACUUUUUGGAUGAUCCAUUCCAUGCACAACCACAACCUCAAACUUUGUUCAUAGAGGUUCUUCCCUGUUAAAGCUUUUAGCAUUAUGGAUCAAAAAACGUGGCUUUGGAGGAAAAAAUCCUCAGAAAAGACAAUUAUAGCAGCCGACAACACAGAUCUCUCUUCAAAAGAAAAUGAAGAGGUACAGGCACUUGUAGCUGAUAAAGAAGAAUUGGAGAAAGACUUGAAAAGAUUAAAUACCAAACUUAAUUCGGCACUUUCUGAUAGUAAUGCUAAAGAUGAGCUGGUGAAGAAACAAACAAAAUUUGCACAAGAAGCAAUGGCAGGUUUGAAGAAGGCAGACGCUGAAGUGUUGUCCAUGAAGCAAGACCUGGAUGAAGCUUUGCAGCAGCGAUUAGUUUAUGAAGAAAGAGUAGCCCAUUUGGAUGGAGCUCUCAAGGAAUGUAUGCAGCAGUUACGAUUUGUUCGAGAAGAACAAGGGCAAAGGAUUCAUGAUGCGGUGAUGAAGGCUUCAAAAGAAUUUGAAAGAGAGCGCAUAGUUCUGGAGGAACAGUUAUCUGAGACAAGUAAAAGGCUUGCAAAAGCUGAGGUUGAAAAUUCUCAUCUUAAUAAAUCCAUAUUUGCAAGAGAAAAUUUGAUUGAAGAUCUGAAAAGUCAGUUGACUCAAGCUGAGGCAGAUCACAGUGCUCUGAUGAAUAGAUUAGAGUCCACUGAGAAUGACAAUACCUCUCUGAAGUAUGAGGUUCGUGUACUUGAGAAGGAACUUGAGAUCCGAAACGAGGAGAGGGAAUUUAACCGUCGAACAGCUGAUGUUUCUCACAAGCAGCACUUAGAGAGUAUUAAAAAAAUUGCCAAGUUAGAAUCAGAAUGUCAGAGGCUGCGCCUUCUGGUUCGGAAACGGUUACCAGGUCCUGCUGCCCUGGCAAAAAUGAAAAAUGAAGUUGACAUGUUGGGACGGGAUUCAUUUGAAAUCAGGAGGAGCAAAUUGAGCUCAACCAGUUCAGUGGUUGAAUCUUCAGUUGACACUUCUCCUGAGACUCCAAUUAGAAGAAUCAAUACUCUGACUGAGAAGUUAUGUGCUAUGGAAGAAGAAAACAAGACUUUAAAAGAAUCCCUGGAUAGGAAAAUGAAUGAGCUCCAAUUCUCAAGAGUAAUGCUUUCUCGCACAGCUUCCAAACUUUUGCAACUUGAGUCGCAGACUGAGGAAUCAUCUAAAGCUCUCGUAACUGUGGAACAGCCUAGAAGUUACCUCACAUCACAUGAGUUCUCUUUGGCAUCCAUGUCUGAUGCCGGCAGCGAUGACAAGGCUAGCUGUGCGGAAUCCUGGGCUUCUGCAUUGAUUUCAGAAUUGGAGCACUUUAGAAGCGGAAAGGAGAAGGAACCAUUGUCAUGCAAAAGUGUUGGAGCUUCAGACAUAGAUCUUAUGGAUGACUUUGUUGAAAUGGAAAAAUUAGCAGUGGUCUCUGUUGAAAAAGCCACUGAAAUCUCGUCUGCUUCUCUGAAAGCCAUUAGUGAGAUCAAUGGCUUCUCAGGGAUUGAGACAAAGGAAACCACUCCUGAAGUAGAAGGUAAGGAGAUCAUUCCAGUGUCUGAUCACAUUUCGACUGCGACAAAUGAGACCACUUCUGAAGUAGUAGGUAUGGAGAUCAUUCCAGUGUCUGAUCAGAUUUCAGACCUCUCAAAGUCAAAUAAGAAAACCUGUUCCAUUGACAUAUUUACUGGCAAUAUUCCUGGUUGGCUUCAGGAUGUAGUAAAAAUGGUAUUGGAACAAAACCAUGUCACUAACAAAAGCUCUGAUGAUAUACUCGAUGAUAUUAGAGUAGCAUUGAGGUAUGUGAACAAUCCCGAUCUGUGUGACUUUGAUUCAAGCAAAGGCUCUGGUCAUAUUGACACACAGGAUCCUCCCCAGUGUAUUCAUUGCAUCUCAUGUUCAAAAAAUUCUUUGGUGGUAAAUCCAUCUGGUGAUGAAAAUAAUGCAGACAUCUCACCAAUAAAGAGAAUUGAAUCACAAUCUCAGGAAGAUCUGAGUAAAUCAAUUGGAAAGAUAAUUGAGAUUGUUGAAAGAAUCAGCCUGCCUGCUGUGGAUUAUGAUAGUUCAGAUCCCUUGGACAAAGGAGAUGGGGAUAUCAUUUCGUACAAGAAUGUAGGAAUGCCAACAGGCUACAUGGUUCGUGUUUUCCAGUGGAAAACAUCUGAACUCAGUAAUGUUUUACGGAAAUUUCUACAUGUGUGUUAUGAUUUACUGAGUGGCAAGACUGAUUAUGAAAAUUUUGCCAAAGAACUAACAACAGCAUUGGAUUGGAUUAUGAAUCACUGCUUUUCACUUCAGGAUGUUUCUAGCAUGAAGGAUGCCAUCAAGAAACAAUUUGAUUGGGAUGAGACACGGAGUGAAGGUGAAACAGAGAAUGAGAUAAGUCAUUUUGCAGAGGAAGACAAGUUGCAUCUUCUGAGAGGAAGCUUGUCAACUUUACCUCAAGUAACUACUUUGGAUGGUCAUGAUCUUCAGAAUGGAGAGAUAUAUUAUAAGGAGAAAGAAGAACUUACAAAUAAAGAAAAAUUAAUCAGUGCUGAAUCUCAAAAGGAAGUCUUGGAAGGGAAGAUUCAAUCAGCUACUGAUAGGAUUAAAUCCUUAAUGAAUCAACUCCAGGAAUCAGAGAAAAUUAUUGACAGCUUGAGAUUGGAGAUACAGUCCUAUAAAGAAUCAAAUGGAAAACUUGAGAAUGAAAUCAGGAAUCAGCAAGUGAUAAUUUCAAAUCUUGAAGAACAUCAUACAGAAGAAGAAUUAAAGGAGGCUUGUAACAAGGUUUUGGCUUUAGAAGUGGAACUGGAGAAAAAGAACAGCAAUUGUAAAGAAUUAGAGGCCAAAUGUACUGAAUUGCAGGUCCAGCUUGAAAGCAUGUCAAAGGAGUGCUCAAACAAUGAUAUUAAUGAGAAAGAUAAGGCACUGUGUAAUGACUGGGAGAUAACAGCUGCUUCAGAAAAGUUGGCAGAGUGUCAAGAAACCAUCCUUAAUCUUGGGAAGCAGUUGAAAGCGAUGGCUGUGCCAAAGGAUGCUUCCCUUUUUGACAAUGUUGUUGCCACCCAAUUUGACGCAAAUACCAACACUGCCACCACCACCACUCUCACCACCGCCAAUGUGAAUCCAAGUCCUGCCCCUCCAAAAUUUAUGAAAGUGAAAAGUCGAUCUCUACUGGAUCAGAUGCUAGCUGAUGAUACUAAAGCAAAGGUUCCCAAAGCAAGCGACGGCAACGCCAACCCCAUCACCAUUCCUGGCGUAAUAGAGCCCCUGGAAAAGAUUCUAGUUUUGAACCGUGUAAACGAUCAUGAAGACAGAACCACUGAUAAAUCUUUGGCCAUUGUACCUGCUAAGAAACCGGGAAGUGGAAGUUUGUGGAGGAAGUUAUUAAGGAGAAGGAAGAAAAGUGCCAUCUUGAAAAUAUCCGUCUAGUUGAACACAUGAAAUGCUCACACAUAGUAGAUUGUAGUGUUGUUCAGUACAGUACUAAGCCGAAAGAAGCAAAGUAUAUUUCUUUUUGGAUAUGUUUAUUGAAGGGAGUUGAUUCGUGUUUGUGUGUUUUGCUCUUGAAUAUACGCCUGAAAACUAAAUCAAAGUUCUUGUUAUGAAAGGCACUCACCAUUGUAGUUAGGGACAUACACGUUACUCGGGUGUUCAGGAGUGAGAGAUUCCUUGAAAUGACGGUUUCAAGUUUUGUGGCCUUGAACUCAAUUGUGUUUUUGAUUAUUAGUGAAA
Glycine soja is the source of this 4123-nucleotide messenger RNA. Its product is annotated as filament-like plant protein 7. The coding region runs from base 458 to 3820 and encodes 1120 amino acids. Lineage: Eukaryota; Viridiplantae; Streptophyta; Magnoliopsida; Fabales; Fabaceae. The record is from RefSeq and is a predicted model, not a curated record. The transcript is spliced from 6 exons.